Capsicum annuum is the source of this 2036-nucleotide messenger RNA. Its product is annotated as probable flavin-containing monooxygenase 1. The transcript is spliced from 5 exons. Lineage: Eukaryota; Viridiplantae; Streptophyta; Magnoliopsida; Solanales; Solanaceae. Gene Ontology annotation, molecular function: N,N-dimethylaniline monooxygenase activity; flavin adenine dinucleotide binding; NADP binding. Bases 225 to 1796 code for a protein of 523 amino acids. The record is from RefSeq and is a predicted model, not a curated record.
UUUUUGGUCACUUCAACACCAACCAAAAAAUUGUCUCUAGUCUAUUUUUUAGUUUAUUCGUUAAUAUUAUCAUUCACUAAACGAAUCUCUUUUUAUUUCUAUCAAUUGAGUACGUCUGCCCAAGACCUUUCAAGAUCUUUUUGUAAUUUUACUCACUAGUGUUGUCUCUUUCUAUUUGUAUUAGUCGAGUACAUCUGUCCAAGGCUUGGGCAAAAAACAUCAUCAUGGAGGAAAAGAGAGUAGCUAUUAUUGGAGCUGGAAUUAGUGGACUUUUAGCAUGCAAAUACACACUAGAAAAAGGAUUCAUUCCAAUAGUUUUUGAAGCAUCAAAUGCAAUUGGUGGAGUUUGGACACAAACAAUUGAAUCAACAAGGCUACAAAGUCCAAAAAGGACAUUUGAAUUCACUGAUUUUCCAUGGCCAAGAAGUGUUAGAGGGAGGUUCCCUCAUAACACUGAGGUGUUGAUGUAUGUUGAGGAAUAUGCAAAACAUUUUGGGCUAAAGGAAUAUAUUCAAUUGAAUACUAAAGUUAUUGGAAUUAAUUAUGUUGGAGUUUGUGAUGAAGAAAUGGAUUCUUGGGAGUUUUGGAGUGGAAAUGGGAAACCAUUUGGAUCUAAAGGGAAAUGGCAAAUCUUGGUGCAACAUGAGGACUUCACUACUCAGGAAUAUGAAGCCGAGUUUUUGAUUCUGUGCGUUGGAAGGUAUAGUGGUUUAGCAAAUAUGCCGGAGUUCCCUAUCGGUGAAGGGCCAGACCUUUUCGCUGGGAAAGUGAUACAUGCCAUGGAGUACUCUGCCAUGGACAAUGAAAGGGCUAGAGAACUGAUUAAAGGAAAGAGAGUCGCGGUUGUUGGUUCUCAAAAAUCAGCUGUAGAUAUCGCGGUUGAAUGUGCAAAUGCCAAUGGUCCUGAAAUCCCUUGUACAUUGGUACAAAGGACAAUACCAUGGGCAAUACCCAGUGGGUGCUUUUGGUGGGGAAUUAAUCUUGGAUUUCUAUAUGGUAGUCGAUUUUCAGAGCUCUUAGUUCACAAGCCUGGCGAGAACAUCAUCUACAAUGUGUUGGCCACCCUACUUUCUCCUGUGAGAUGGGGUUUCUCAAAAUUUGUGGAGAGUUAUCUUACAUGGAAUCUUCCAUUGAAGAAGUACAACAUGGUACCAAAACAAAGCUUUCUCCAAGACAUGUCUUCUUGCAAGUCCUUUUUAUUACCAGAUAAUUUCUAUGGAAAAGUUGAAGAAGGAAGCAUUAUUCUCAAGCAAACACAAUGUUUUAAUUUUUGCAAACAAGGAUUGAUUCUUGAUGGUGAAGUUGAUAAGCCAAUAAAAGCUGACCUUGUUAUAUUUGCUACUGGAUAUAAAGGUCAAGAAAAGUUGAAGAAUAUGUUUUCCUCAAAAAGUUUUCAGAAUUAUAUAAUGGGAUCACCAAAUUCAGCAUCUCCUCUUUACAGGCACAUGAUACAUCCAAGAAUACCAAACCUAGCAAUAAUUGGAUACUCAGGGAGCAUAACAAAUCUCCACACAUCUGAGAUGAGGUGCCAAUGGCUAGCACAUUUUCUUGACCAAACAUUCAAGUUGCCAAGCAUAAAAGAGAUGGAAAAAGAGAUCCAAAAGUGGGAAGAUUACAUGAAAACAUAUGCUGGAAAAGAGUACAAAAGGGCUUGUAUUGCUGCACUACACAUUUGGCACAAUGACCAAUUGUGCAAGGACAUUGGAUGCAACAAUAGAAGAAAGAAGAGUUUCUAUGAUGAGUGGUUUCAACCAUACCUGCAGUCAGAUUAUGUUAGGCUAAGUCCUAAUAACUAGGUCCUGUUAAGUAUUUUGUAUACUUUGGUGCGACAGAAGUCAUUUUGUGGAAUUUUCUUUAGCAGGUCAUUUUCUGUUGUUUGGACCUCUGAAAAUAUUUUUCGUUAGAUUUGGAAAAAUGACUUUCCUCCGUUGUGGGCUGAAGCUAAAUAAAACUAUGUAUCUUUGACUUUCCUUAGUCCUAUUAACUAUUUUGUAUAAUUUGGUGCGGUGAUAAUUAUUUUUCGAUACUUUCUUUAG